This is a messenger RNA of Gadus macrocephalus (Pacific cod), 567 nucleotides long. RefSeq names its product guanine nucleotide binding protein (G protein), gamma 7 (gene gng7). Gene Ontology annotation, molecular function: G-protein beta-subunit binding. The transcript has 3 exons. The record is from RefSeq and is a predicted model, not a curated record. Gene Ontology annotation, cellular component: heterotrimeric G-protein complex. NCBI's taxonomy places the organism in Eukaryota, Metazoa, Chordata, Actinopteri, Gadiformes, Gadidae. Gene Ontology annotation, biological process: G protein-coupled receptor signaling pathway. Bases 55 to 261 code for a protein of 68 amino acids.
AUUUCUGCACAUCUGUCAGAUUUCUCCGCUGUGGGUGUAGUCUGAUGGAUCAACAUGUCUACCAAUAACAGCAUAGCCCAGGCCCGGAAGCUGGUGGAGCAACUGAGAAUCGAGGCCGGGAUGGAACGCAUUAAGGUCUCUAAAGCAGCAUCAGACCUUAUGAGCUACUGUGAGCAGCAUGCCCGUAGCGACGCCCUGCUGGUCGGGCUGCCCGCCUCGGAGAACCCCUUCAAGGACAAGAAGCCCUGCAUCAUCCUAUAGUCGCAAAUACACGCACACACACACACACACUCCAAAAAAAACAAAACACACACACACAUACCAUAUCAUACCGUACACACAUUGAACAUGCACAUAGACAAAACCCUUCCCUGUACUCGAUUUUGUUUACCAAUUAACAUAUGAACAAAAUAUACGCACACACACACACACGUACGUACCCACGUACGCACACUUGUCUCUAUCUUGCCUUGAUUGAUUCUGAAGAUAAGAUAUCUAUUUUUUGUAAGUGUUUUUUCUCUGAUGUGCCAUAUCUUAUUCUUUCUUGCACACGUAUUUGUUGGAUAU